Molecule: messenger RNA, 576 nt
Organism: Akanthomyces muscarius
Lineage: Eukaryota; Fungi; Ascomycota; Sordariomycetes; Hypocreales; Cordycipitaceae
Exons: 1
Coding region: 1-576 (191 amino acids)
Source: RefSeq, a predicted model, not a curated record
AUGCACUUCAAUUCCUUCCUCACUCUGGCUUCGGCCGUCGGUCUCGCCAACAUCGUGGCUGCUGACGACGCCCACUCCAACCUGGACUGGUACGGCCCCAAGCAGGUCCACACGCAGGUGUGCGGCCACCCGGGCGACGAGCGCCCCGAGAACUGCGACGACUUCUACAACGACGUCCGCGACGAGCUGCAUAAGAAGGUCAUGGGCACCUGCAAGGAGUCGUCGUGCUCCGGCUCCUUUGAGCACUACCACUUCCAGGUCACCGUCGAUGCCGUCUUCCCGCCCGAGGCCAAGGGCGAGUUCGACACGCAGAUGGGCAACAUCAUCGGCAAGAUGUUCACCCACGAGAACCAAAAGGCCAUCACCCCGACCCCGAUCGAGACCAAGUUCAGCAUCCCCAGCAAGAUGAUCCUGAACCGCUUCGGCGACGGCAACGAAAAGGGUCACCUCACGAUGACCGUCACGGUGGACGACGAGGAUGGUCUCUGCGAGCUGUUCAAGAAGAUCGGUACCGCUGGCAGCGUGAUUCCUGAAGUUGGCCCCUUCUUCGGCCUGAUCAACCUGGCCGACUGUUAA